AGUACCAGAUCCAACAUCAAACGACAUAAUGAAUUAAACUGAAAGAAGCAACUUUUGGCAUCAAAAACAGAUACAAUUUGUCAUGGUUUCAAAUUUCAUAAAUGGAGAAAAAUUGCCUGAUUAAUAUUUCAAUUCUGUCAUAACUGUUUAGACCCAAAUAAGAUAUGAAUACCGAUGAAUCAGAUCUUGUUGGAGACGUUCUCGAUAGUUGGGAAGAACUUGAAGAUAACACGGUUUUGGACAAAAAGCUGAAGGAGAUUAAGACAUCAGCUGACGAGAAAAAGAGUUUUCCUGCACAAGGAAUGGUAACAGAUAGUAGUGAUAGAACCCAAUACCAACCACAAGUUAAGAUAAUGAAGAGACCAACUGACACACCAUCUACAAAUAAUGAUAAAAGAUCAAAUAUACCAACAAAAACUUUAGAACAAAGAGAAGCUGAAUAUGCUGAAGCCAGACUACGUAUUUUAGGACCAGCUUAUGGUAACGGGGAUGGAAAUGAGGAGGAGCCUCAGGAAAAAAGUCCAGAGGAAAGAGUUACACAGCUGUUCAAAGAGUUAAACACCAAUAACAAUUGUGUUGAGGUAUUACGUCAACCUAAAGGCCCAGAUGGAACUCCAGGAUUUGAUUUCCAGAGAUAAUGAAGCAUGAACAAAGGGACAAGAAAUAGAAGUGCCAAAAUCAGUCAAAACACAAACCUCUUUGUUAUAUUUUAUGUUUUUGAAACUUUUUUUAAGUGUUCAAAUAUACACUUAUAUCCUUGAGUUUUGUAAAAUGAAUGAAAUUUUAUUUUUUGACAGCAGUACAUGUUUGUACGAUCAUUUGCUACAUAUUAUAAAAAAAAGGAAUGUUAUUUUUUCAUGUGUUGAAUAUGUAAUUGCUGCAAAUCCUUAACUUAAAAAUUCACGUUGAUUUUCGGAAUUCAAAUUGCAAGACAAAAAAUUAAGGAUUACAAAGACUGGCUGAUGAGAGACUAACAGGGCCAAGGUUUGACAUUGAGCUGAGGCGCGGAUCCAGAGGGGGGGUUCUGGGGGUUGGAACCCCCCUUUUUUUUGGACGAUAAAUGCAUUGAAUGGGGACAUGUAAUUGGACCACCCCCCUUUGUCCUGGGUUAGGAACCCCCCCUUUUCAUAAUGGCUGGAUCCACCCCUGGAGCUGAGGUCCAUAAAUAAAAUAAGCUCAACAAAGGGUAAAAAGAAGAAAAGGGAGAGAAAAUCAAUCCAGCCGUGCUGGUUCAUUGAUAUGACACAUCAGAUGUUGUACAAAUAUAGUACAUUUAUAUCCAUAAAAAAACACCCUUAUGACGUGUCAAUGUUUAGAGGUUUUUUAAGAGCAUUUGAACAUUUGAUAGUCAUUUCCUAUGCGUAUAAAAUGUGAGUGUCAAAGUACAAGAUCUGUGUGUGCCAAUUUUACACAUGUUGUGCUUAGAAAUGUGGGCAUUGGUUCUCCAGGAAAUUGUCACAUGAAGUUUGUACUUAAUUUUGUAAAGAGAAUUUAGGCCAUUCAUAUGUAUUUUUUAGUUAUUUGCCAUAUAGCUUCUUCAUUUUAUGGUGCUUUUAGUUGCAUCAAUAUGAUACCAAGGAUAAAAAAUGAAAUUUUAGAUGACAAAGAUUUUUUGUACAUAACUAUCUAGUGUUGCCUGCAACAGAAUUUGUGAAGAGAAGAUAAAGGUAUCCAACAUUUUGACAGCUUCUGUGCUGUCGACAUUUAGAUUUAGUCAGUUAAUUAUUUUUUUUACAUCAAUAACUUUGCCAAAUGUUCACAGUAUUUUAUGAAACUUGGACAAAAGCUUCUUUAUGAUCAAGAGAUAAUUUCUGGAUGAUGAUUUUCAUAUUGUAGAUACAUUAAUUUGAACUUUUAUAACCUCUUUGAAUCUUAUGUAUCCAUCUAUCAGGGACUUGCUUAUUUCCUUUUAUCAAUAAGUUCUUAAUAAUAGCAAUGAUUCUUUGUGACAUAAAUCUGGAAUACCUUCAUAAUGAUGUUAAGGUGAGACAGGGAGAUAACUCUGUAAAACCAGCUAAACAUUUUAAUAACGUUGUGUUGUUAAGGGGAAUAUUAAGCUUCUCAAUGAUGAAAAUAAGUGUUUGUCAAACUGCUAUAUAUCUAGUGUAUUUUUUCUGAUAAAAAGGUUGGUUUAAUUUUUUUUGAAAUUUUUAUAUUUUUGUCAAAGGGUGAAAGUAAAUACUUAAUGUCAAAAUUUUAUGAAAAUUAAACGAGCCAAAUUAAUUUUAGUGAAAGUGUUGGGUACCACCUAAAUUGAAGAUAAUACUGCCAAGUUAUAUAAAUAUAGACACAGCGACGGAAAUUAGAUACCCAGUAGUGAAAAAACAAGGAUUUCUGCUUUUAGCUACAAAAUUUUCAUGUAAACCCCAAAAAUUGCAUAAUUUGACAUGGAAUUUAUCAGAUUUAACCCUUAACUUGAUAACUAUGUUAGCCUUAAAAUGUUUGAAGUUUAGGAAUCGUGUCUUUUGGUAGAUGAAAGUUGUGUUAUUAUUUGGAAUUGUAAAUUAAUAUUGGUAUAAAAAAUAUAAAAUUUGGUGUUUUUAACUCAAACCAGCCAAAGUCAAAUUGAGUUUGCAAUAAGUUAUUCAUGAAGUUAAAUUUUCCUUUGUAUAGCUUUAGUUUUCGAAUGAUAUCUAUGGGUGUUAAUUCAUCUUCAGGGGCUAAAAGUAUUACAAAUGUACAUGUAUAUGAUACUGAAAGUUUAAUAUUCCCUUAGCUAUUAAUUUGUUUAUGAUGACAUCCUUAUAAUGGAAUCUUUUCACAAUACUUUUAAUCUGAUAUUUGAUAAUUGUACAAUUUUCCUCAUGGAAUGAAUUACUUGAAGCUUUUAUAUAUAUAUAUAAAAAAGAUUAAAAAAGGAGUCAAAUAUUUGUGUUUGUUUGUCUGAUUUUGCUUAGCAUGCCAUUUAGAAUUUGGUUUGAGGUGUCAAUUAUCCUUCCCAAAAAAGAUAUACAAGAGGAACACUAUGCAAUACACUAAAAAAGUUUUCUAUAAAAUAAGAAUUGUAAUUAUUUAAAGAUAUUUCCUUGUUUAUAUGAGGAACAGUUAGGGAAACACAUUAGAAGUUUUCUAUACAGUACAUAUGGUAAUUUUACUUUUAUUGUAAUUAUUUGACAAUUCACGAUGAAAAAUGGAGCAUAUAAAAGAAUUGAAAACACUAUGAGAGUUUCUUUGAGGUGUUAACUUGUAUUUUUAAUGUACAGUGUACUAUUUGAACUGUUUUUACCAACCUUUCAAAUAAACCUUAUACAUUGAAUUGUGAAACUCAAAGAGGUAUUAAAAGUUAAAAUAAAGUAGCUUUUAUCAUUGUAUAUAUGUACAUUUAUCAUUGCAGACAUGUAUAUUUAUCAUUGCAGACAUGUAGAUAUUUUUAGCUUAGAAAACAUUUAUUGUAAAUUCACGUCAGCUUAUUAGUAUAUAUCAUAAUCUUAGGGUAAAAACUGGACGUUAAAUGAACGAUCUGUAUCAGGUCAAGUGUUUUAAGUGCCUUGUAUUUUUAUAGUAAGUUUUUGUAAGAAUCAUGGCAGUUUCAUUUAAAAAAUAAGUCACAUACAUGUAACAAAAGGCCAUCAAUUUAACCUUGAAGUAAUGAUAUAUAUAUGGUAGUGUUAAUUUGCCUUUUCAGAAACUAAAGGACUACAGGUAAUUUCAUUGUUCAUAACCUUAAAUGUAUAGCCAAUCACAAGAUUCAGGUGUACACUUUAGAAAACUUACCCAGAAUGCAUUAGAUUUCGAAAAGGCAAAUUUAAAAGAAAUGAUAAAUUUUGAUUCUACCAGUGUUUUGUGAAAAAACAAAUUUCUGAAACUUGAGAACUACUAAUAUUUAAAUUUUAAGGCUUAAAAUUUGAAAGAUAUUUUUUAAUCAGAAUAUAGUUUUUGAAUCUGUUUCAUAAAUAAUUUUUAUAGGUUUACAAAGAGAUAACAUUAUCAGAGCUGAAAAUAAGGGUACCAAAUAUUAAUUUUCAAAAAUAAACGACUGGCUUGGGAAAAGGUUAUAAAUAUUUUGUUAUUUUAUUUAGUAUAAAGUAUUUUUUAAUUUUUUUCAUGGACAUUUUUUUAGUACAAUUUAUGGGGAGAUAACUGUUGGUGUUAUGAUUGACAUUCAAUAUUACAAUCAUAUCAGUUUUAUUUACAAUGAUGCCCUACAUGUUAAAUUGCAAUACAAUGUGCAACUUUAGAACCUCAGAAAUGUCUUAAUCAGGUACAAGUGUCAUUAAAAUUGUUUCAUGCUUUUUGAUAUGAUAAGGGAACUAGACUCACCUUGUUGAUAAUUUGAAUAUGUUUUUCAUAGCCGCUUUUUAGAUUAAAAUUAGCGCUAAGAGAUGCCUAUGAGCAUUUAGCUUUGGUAAUGUUAAGUUCAUAAACAAUAUUCUUUGCAAGUUAAGCUUUCUAACAAAACAUUGUAAGAAUUAAGAAUUUAAAAAAAAAAAAUAAGAAAUGAUAAAAUAUAAGUAUGCCACAAAAUAUAUUGAAUUUGAAAGUAAAUAAAAGGACAGAGUGAGAAAAGAGCCUUAUUUGAUUGGAUAAAAUUGAAAUUUUAACACUUGAAUAAAAACUAAAUUCAUGUUUUCAUUUAUAACAUGUAUAGGUUAAAAAAAACAAAUACAAGUGAGUAAGCAUCCAUCAUGUCAAAUCAAAUCCAGUGGUAAUGUUAUCUAGAAUAAGCCUUUGUACUUUGUUAUCAUGAAAAUAUAGUUAUUUUCCAAUUUUAAAUUGAGAACCACUAAGAACACUCAUAGGCGGAUCCAGGGAGGGACCCCCCUUUCCUAGGAAAAAUUUUGUUGAUUAUAUAGGGAAUCAUUGAAGCAUGACUGGAGUGCCCCCCCCC
This is a messenger RNA of Mytilus trossulus (common blue mussel), 4828 nucleotides long. Its product is annotated as SUZ domain-containing protein 1-like. The record is from RefSeq and is a predicted model, not a curated record. Bases 165 to 638 code for a protein of 157 amino acids. NCBI's taxonomy places the organism in Eukaryota, Metazoa, Mollusca, Bivalvia, Mytilida, Mytilidae. The transcript is spliced from 5 exons.